AAGGCUAACUAUCCGCCGCCACGCAACGCGAACUCUCCGGUCAUGUCGCUCGGUGAUCUCGCCGACCUCGAGAAACGGGAUACCAUGGACUCGCGCCGUUCGACUAGUUCUUCCCCGCGCGAGCGGAGCGAUGACGAUAUCGGGCUCGAGCAGACGAAAUCCGAGGAUGCGACUUUUGCGCCUAUUGUUGCGCCGGAGGAUCAACGCGAUAUGCAAAUCAAGAAGGAGCGGUCGAAUGUAUCCCGCUCGCGCUCGUUGGAACGCUCUUGGUCUUUGAAUGACGGUGUUAGUCUCGGAGGAAAUCGGUAUGAAGAGGAGGCGGCGGGUGAGGCUCCGGGGCAACAAAGGCCAGAGGAUGAUGCUGGGUAUACGGUUGGUUGGGAUGUGGAUGAUCCUUUGAAUCCGCGCAAUAUGAGCAAGGCUAGGAGAUGGUUGAUUGUGAUUAUUGUGUCGUUGGGUUCGCUUUGUGUGACUUGUACCUCGUCCAUGUAUACUACGACGUAUGGGCAGUUGAUGAAGGAAUUUGGCUGCUCGCAAGAAGUCGCGACGCUGGGCCUGUCAUUUUUCAUUUGGGGACUUGGAAUUGGUCCCCUUUUCCUUAGUCCACUAUCAGAGUUCUAUGGUCGGCGUAACAUCUACAUCGUUUCUUUCUCGCUCUUCUUGAUCUGGCUCAUCCCCUGCGCUGUCGCAAAGAACACCCAGACCAUGCUUGUGAGCCGAUUCUUCAACGGUCUGUCAGGAAGUGCUUUCCUAAGUGUUGCCGGUGGCACUGUCGGUGAUAUGUUUGAUCGACACGAGCUCGCCUUCCCAAUGAUGCUUUACACCGCGAGUCCAUUCAUUGGACCCGAAGUUGGCCCACUGGUCGGUGGAUUUAUCAACUAUUUUACUGGAUGGCGCUGGACCUUUUAUGUCCUCCUAAUCUGGACCGGAGUCCUCCUAGUCUCGAUGAUCUUCCUCGUUCCAGAGACCUAUCACCCGGUGCUGUUGAGGCGCAAAGCCCAGAAACUCCGCCAGGAGACCGGAGACGACCGAUGGAAAGCGCCGAUCGAGAAGAUGCAGCGAUCAGUGGCGCAAACGGUCCUACGAUCUAUGUACCGCCCCAUAAUGCUCCUCACCAUGGAGCCAAUGUGCUUGAACCUCUGUGUGUUCUCGGCGAUCCUAUUGGGUAUCUUGUACCUAUUCUUCGGCGCGUUCCAAUUGGUCUUUAAAGAUGUUUAUGGCUUUGAUUUGUGGCAACGGGGCUUAUGCUUUAUGGGUCUUUUUGUUGGUAUGGUCUUUGCGAUUCUUUCGGAUCCAAUCUGGCGUCGCAAUUAUCAACGCUUGGAACGGAAUUAUCAAAAUGACGCUGAUGGGACGGAUGAGUUUCAGCCAGAGUGGCGGUUGCCUCCAGCGAUUUUGGGUGGGCCGCUGGUAACUGCCGGUCUCUUCAUCUUUGCCUGGACUACCUACCCCGAUGUGCAUUGGAUUGCACCUAUCAUUGGCAGUGCCCUCUUUGGCGCCGGAACAAUCCUAGUCUUCUCAGGUGUCUUCACAUUCCUGGUUGAUGCAUAUCCGACCUUUGCAGCAAGCGCGCUGGCAGCGAAUAGCUUCAUGCGGUCCAGCUUUGGAGGAAUUUUCCCCUUGUUCGGCAUACAGAUGUAUAACAAUCUAGGAUUCCAUUGGGCGACGUCACUGCUAGCCUUUCUCACCCUGGUCAUGCUGCCUUUCCCGUACAUUUUCUUUCGAUAUGGUGCUCGUAUUCGGAAGAAGAGUCGCUUCGCAACUUCUCAGAUGUGA
Messenger RNA from Penicillium cataractarum, 1776 nucleotides. RefSeq names its product MFS transporter. Gene Ontology annotation, cellular component: membrane. Gene Ontology annotation, biological process: transmembrane transport. Gene Ontology annotation, molecular function: transmembrane transporter activity. The annotation marks the transcript as partial. The transcript has 11 exons. Lineage: Eukaryota; Fungi; Ascomycota; Eurotiomycetes; Eurotiales; Aspergillaceae. The record is from RefSeq and is a predicted model, not a curated record.